AUGUCUGGGGGGUGUGCCGUAUGCCUCGCUGAUCGCCACCAUCUGUGCUUCUCGGGCGUGGCCCUGUUCUGCGGGUGUGGCCACGUGGCAUUGACGGGCACAAUCACCAUUCUAGAGAACCACUUCUCCAAUGUAACCAGCGACCAUGCCAUGCUAACUGAAGUGAUCCAGUGGAUGCAGUAUGCUAUCAUCGGCAUCGCUCCCUUCUUCUUCCUCUACGGCAUCAUCCUAUUGGCUGAAGGUUUCUACACAACCAGCGCCAUCAAAGAACUGCACAGUGAAUUUAAGACCACCAUCUGUGGACGCUGCAUCAGCGGCCUGUUUGUGUUCCUGACCUACAUCCUGGGCGUGGCCUGGCUGGGUGUUUUUGGGUUCUCCGCUGUGCCCGUUUUUCUCUUUUACCAAAUCUGGUCGACCUGUGCCGCCAUAAAGACCAACAUGACCUCUGUGGAUUUCAUCAGCUCCAUCUGCGUGGACGUCCGUCAGUAUGGAAUCGUGUCGUGGACAGCCACUCCGGGCAGGGUUUGCGGGUUCAAACUGGGUGACGUGUGUGAUAGCAGUGAGUUCUAUCUGUCCUAUCACCUGUACAUUGUGGCUUGUGCUGGGGCAGGAGCCACAGUUAUUGCUCUGAUCCACUUCCUAAUGAUUCUCUCUGCUAACUGGGCCUACCUAAAGGACGCCAGUCACAUGCAUGCCUACCACGACAUCAAAAUGAAGGAGGAGCAGGAGCUUCAGGACAUCCAAUCACGUUCCAAAGAAUGCCUCAAUUCCUACUCGUAA
Chanos chanos (milkfish) is the source of this 780-nucleotide messenger RNA. It is a transcript of the gene gpm6bb, whose product is annotated as glycoprotein M6Bb. Gene Ontology annotation, molecular function: structural constituent of myelin sheath. Lineage: Eukaryota; Metazoa; Chordata; Actinopteri; Gonorynchiformes; Chanidae. The record is from RefSeq and is a predicted model, not a curated record. Gene Ontology annotation, cellular component: myelin sheath; plasma membrane. Gene Ontology annotation, biological process: axon development; central nervous system myelination.